Molecule: messenger RNA, 1083 nt
Organism: Cladocopium goreaui
Lineage: Eukaryota; Dinophyceae; Suessiales; Symbiodiniaceae
Source: the annotation of a GenBank genome assembly
AUGGCAAAACUCGCGGUGCUGAUUGGCCACCUCUGCUUCUGGCUGGGCAGAUCGAACCCCAGCGUUUGUGGCAGCAAACCCGAUGAGGUCUCUGGUUGUCAGAUGAAGGACAUGGGCUCCUGCGGCAAUGCUUGCUGUGUGGUGGAGGUUGGGUUGAAGACAACACCAGAGCAGACAUAUGAGCUGACAAAGAAAACUCUGCAAGACCUGAGCGAGGAUGGCUUCACGUACGUCACCGGAGGAGAACCAAAUCCUGGAGACGACCUUCGGCCGUACAACAUCUCCAGCCCAGAGAUGUUCAAAUUCAUCCUCCAGGGUCGCCACGAUGCUCCCAAGUACUAUGGCACCAACGGCGACAUCCUAAACUUCGCCAUCUACCAGAGGAGUGGUGCUUCGAGCGGCUCGGUGCUGAGGAUGUUUUCUCUGAGCCGCAUCCAUGGUGCCCUGGGCGACAAUGGACAGAACUACAAAUCGCUAUCCUUUUUGGCGGAGAAGAUGCAGAUUCAAAGUCAACUGGCGGUGAAGCACGGCUGUGGAGCUCCACUGUCAUCACCGCCAAAGGAACUCAACGAAGACUCGUCGGCGUCCUUCCCAAGCUACUGUGGAGGUGAUGCAUCCAAGGAUCCAGACUGCGCCAGAAAGGACUUUGGCUCCUGCGGCAACGCCUGCUGUUUGGUGGAGCUGCAGCUGAAUCAGAGCCCUGAAAAGGUGCACCAGGCGUUGAUCGACGGGUUGACUCCAAGCAACGGCUUUUCUUAUGUCACCGGUGGACAGCCGGACCCAGCGGACGAUCUCCGGCCGUACAACAUCACCAGCCCGGAGAAGUUCCAGUUCAUUGCGCAGGGUCGCCACGAUGCUCCCAAGUACUAUGGCACCAACGGCGACAUCCUAAACUUCGCCAUCUACCAGACGAGCGGUGCUUCGAGUUCGGUGUUGAGGAUGUUUUCUGUGAGCCGCAUCCAUGGUGCCCUGGGCGACAAUGGACAGAACUACAAAUCUCUGUCGCUCCUGGCCAAGACCUUCAAUGCUGACAUGAACGUCAAGUAUGGCUGCGGCCUGAAGAGCGAAGUGAACCUGGUGUGA